UUGUAGGCGGGGUGGGUUUUUCGCAAGGAUCGCGCGAAGUAGGUGGGAAGCCCCCUCGGGGUUUGGUGACGGGACAGGGCGUUCUCGAGGCGGGACCCGACGAGAGUUUCCAGUGACGAGUCACCAACGCCGGUGUCACCAGCUUAAGCUUUUCCCCUGGAGUAGCUCGAGCUCCCUGCGGAGCUGGAUUGAGCUCCAACUGGAACUCCAUGGUUGGGGACUUUCGUGGCAUCCAGAUCAUUGUUCGACGAUGGGCUUUGACAUUUUCGAUUCGAAGGAACCUUCCUGGGCUUGAUUCUCUCCCUUUGUUGCUCACUUCAGUGCGUCGUGAGAGGCGAGGGAGGAGACCGUCGUUUGCAAAUUGCAUUCCAGAGUGUGAAUUUCGUGCGCUUCAGCUCUUGCUGGGUAGGAGAUUUUUCAUAUUUAUUUUUUGAACUUUUCUAUUUGUUUGAGUUCGUUGUGGUAGUUUUAUAAAUUGGACGGAGGGGUUUGUCGGUGCGGAGCUGACCAGGAAAAGCUGGGAGUGAUUUUCUGGGACGAGAUGGUGAUGGAAGAGCAAACCGCCUUCCGGAUGUAGCCGGCGAAUUUUGACUUCGGGACAAGAUCGACGUCGGUGAAGUGCGCACUUGUAAGCCCUGAACUGCGAUUGGACUAUUCGUGCCAUGGUUUGGAAUUGGCAAGGUAUUCGAGGGUCUUUUUUUGAAAAUAUCAGGUACCCAACCCUGAUACUACCAAGGCGGAAGGGCCUACGACAGCGUCGCUUCGGUGCUAUCUUAAUGAAGCCGGAAGUUCACCCCGCCAUUUGACACAAAUGAGUGGAAUCAGACACGAAUUCGAAUUCGAAUUUUUCGACACUGAGGCCAGGACGGUGAUCAGGACAAAGAACGGCUAUAAUGACUUGUAAAUUAAAGAUGAUGAGCGUGCGAGAUGUUGGAUUGCUCUUUGCUGUGACAAUCUUUGCUUACGUGUUGGGAGUUCUCACAGCCCCAUCAUUCCUUUUUCUGUCUGCAACCAAAACUUCGCCGUAUGAUGUUUCGAAAACGCAAAAUGAUUCAUCUCCUGUCUCACAACCGCCACUCCUAAGCUCUUUGCAAACAUCUCCACUCCAUCAGCUACAACAAGGGAGACAGAACAAUAAGGACUGCAGGAAUCAGCCAUUGCCUGGGUACAGGAUGCUCCCCACGGACCUCAUCACGUUUAACCACGAGUGCAAGGCGGAGGCGAUGCCUGCAGAUAUGAUCCGAAGCUUUCUAAUCAAGGAGCUCUUUGACGGCGUGUCCCCAUACGAACAUUUUCCACCGAAACAUGUGGCAGCUCUUCUCCAGAAGGAACGGAUCAGAGGAUGGGGCUCCACAACGACUGUGUUUCGUCGUCUUAUGGAGGAAGUAAAGCCUAAGGUUGUGAUAGAGUUGGGGAGUUUUCUCGGCGCUUCGGCAACACAUUUAGGCGCCAUAGCAAAGGAAUUAGGGCUCCAGACUGACAUCUUCUGCUUCGACGAUUUCCGUGGGUGGCCUGGGUUCCGCAGCGGCCCAUUCGCCGACAUCAAGCAGCAGAAUGGAAAUGCAAUGCUCAUGAAUCAGUUCAUACAAAAUGUGAUCUAUACAAACUUGACGGAAUCUAUUCUGCCGGUCCCGUUUGCGACCGUGGCGUCGCUGUCAAGCUUCUGCAAGUGGGGACUUUAUGCGGAUUUGAUAGAAGUGGAUGCAUCCCAUGAUUUUCAUUCGGCGUGGUCGGAUAUCAACAUUGCCUACAGGUUGCUACGGCCAGGCGGGGUGAUGUUCGGACACGACUAUUUCACCGCAGCGGAUAAACGAGGAGUUCGGCGAGCUGUGAACUUGUUUGCGAGCAUGAACAAUCUGCGAGUGGAGCCAGACGGACAGCAUUGGAUUUACAGAAGACUAAAAGAAGUGUAGAAACUGAUCAAUUCCAAACUCAACUGUUACGUGUGCAGCUCAAUUAAGCAAAUCAAUAUGAAAAGUCUUGAACAGAUCAUCGACAUGAAUUCCCAGUCGGAGUGUGUACACGAGAUCGUUCACCUGACGUUGCAUUGUGCGCA
This is a messenger RNA of Physcomitrium patens, 2056 nucleotides long. Lineage: Eukaryota; Viridiplantae; Streptophyta; Bryopsida; Funariales; Funariaceae. The record is from RefSeq and is a predicted model, not a curated record.